AUUCAGGAAGUUGUCUCUGGGAAUGUGUUGUCUUUCUGACAGAGGAGUCAACUCCUCCCAGCUAAGUUAAUUGUUAGCUAAUAGUAUCUAAUAAAUAGCUAUUGUUAUUCAGAAAAGGGAACGAUGGAGGUCGACUCAGUCUUCUACACUGAUCAUAGCGGAAGAGUCCACAAUAACCCACUGUUGGACCAGCUCCCCAGCUACCAGUCCCUGCUGUACCGCAGGAAGUCUUCCAAUAGUGGCACCAAACGAAGGAGCAGCUCCAGAGGACGAUCUGGUUCGUCUGGCAGUGGGAAAUGGGGCGUGAGCACUGUCAGCCGACGUGAGGAGAAACAGAAAAGUCAGACGGUGCAGAGACCCAUCAGGGAACUACCCACGACCGUGGCGGAGAAACGCAGACACGUAACACAGCGCUUGGAGGAGGCCCGAGAGCUCAGUAGUUUGAGACAGUUGAGGCAAAGCACCCGCAGGCAUCUGCGGAGGCUGAGGGACGAUGCCCAGGCAUGGCUGAGCUGGCUGAAGCUCUGGAGGGGAGACAUCCGCCUGAUAGAGGGGAUGUUCGGCACAGGGAUCCUGUCUUACUUCUCCUUCCUGCGCUUCCUCGUCAUGCUCAACUUGAUCAUCUUUGUGCUCAUGUUCAGCUUCGUCAUGUUACCCCUCAUCAUAGCCCCCCAUGUUUCAGGGAAUAUCACCUACACCCAGAAAGUUGGAAGUGUGUGCAGUGAGUAUUCAGGCACUGCCCGUCGAGGUCUGGUCAACUUUCAUGAGCACAUUACAGAUCUGCUGUCUGGUGGAGGCUUUCUGGAACGGACCUAUCUUUUCUACGGCUACUACAAGGUGGACAAAAUACACUUUCCCAAGGCCACUUACAAUUUGCCAUUGGCCUACCUGUUGGUCACCAUAGCCUACCUGUUCCUCAGUCUCAUCUGGAUUGUUAAAAGGUCUGCCACGGGAUUCAAACGCAACCUGAUUCAGGAUGAGGAUCGCUUUCAGAGCUUUUGCAACAAGAUUUUUGCUGGCUGGGACUUCUGCAUCACCAACGAGAACGCCGUGAGGCUGAAGAGAAGCAGUUUGCUGUAUGAGCUCAGGACGGAUUUGGAGGAGGAGAGGAUCAAACAGAAAAUAGCAGAUCGCACCCGCAAGGAGAGGUGUCGGAUUUACCUCAUCCGCCUCAUUCUCAACCUGUUUGUCAUUGGCGUACUGGCUGCAUGCUUCUACAGCAUUUAUUCAGCCACCAUCUUUUCCCAGAAAGUACAGAUGGAUAACAUAAAGGAGAAUUUCAUUGUGGAUCUCAUCUAUGAGUAUCUACCCUCAAUAGUUAUCACCUUGGCCAACUUCGUCACCCCCCUCCUCUUCUCCGUUAUCAUCAACUAUGAGGACUACUCGCCUGCCUUCGAGAUCCGCUUCACUCUCAUGAGGUUCAGUGGCUUCCCUCUUUGUUCACUCUUUGGGGGAAAGCGGGAGGUGUGGUUGAUAGUGAAUUACUGUGACUGUGGCCUGGCUAAGUGGUGGGGCCAGCAGGAGUUUGCUAUUCCUCAAAAUGUGUUAGAGAUCGUCUACGGUCAGACCAUCUGCUGGAUCGGCACGUUCUACAGCCCGAUGCUGCCUGCCAUCUGCACUAUGAAAUACUUCUUUAUCUUCUAUAUCAAAAAGGUCUCAUUGAUUAACAACUGCCGUCCAGCCACACGUCCGUUUAGAGCUUCCAGCUCCAACUUCUUCUUCCUGGCUGUGCUGCUGAUAGGCCUGGCGCUGGCCUGUGUGCCUGUCACUUUUAGUAUGGCACAAAUAAACUCUUCCCACGCCUGUGGACCAUUUGUUAAUUACAACACCUCCUGGGAGGUGCUGCCAACUGCAGUAUCCGAGCUACCAGAUAGAAUCCAAAAACUCCUCUUGGCUCUCUCAUCAGAGGCCUUCGCCGUCUCCUUCUUUGUUGUUACAUGUUUGGCCAUGUUUUAUGUGAUUGCACUAGCUGGAGCUCACAAGAGAGUUAUUAACCAACUAAGGGAGCAGCUAGCCAUGGAGGGCCGUGACAAACGUUUCCUGAUCCAAAAGCUGUGCCAGGCCCAGAGGCUGUCAGCUAUCAAAUCCCCAGUGUCCAAAUCUCAGCCCCGCAGAAGCAGCCCCAGCUACCACACCAGCUUCUCCAACAAUUUUAACGAAGCUGUGUUCCUGGCACACUCCCCUCCAGCGUCCUCCACACAUCAGCUCAGCUGGUACGGAACCGGAGGCAGCGUGCUGUUGCUCGACUCUUCGAGAUAUCAGUCAGCCAAAAUGUUGAGAAUUACGAUCCGGGCAGACGUGGGGGCCCUUUGGGUUUUAUUCUGUAUCACCUAUUCCCAGUUAUUGACUGUUUCGUCUGAGGACAUUGUGGUGGCAUGCGGGGGAUUUGUGAAAUCCGACGUUGAGAUCAAUUACUCUCUGAUCGAGAUUAAACUGUACACAAAACAAGGUUCUUUGAAAUAUCAAACGGACUGUGCUCCAAUCAAUGGCUACUUCAUGAUCCCCCUCUAUGACAAGGGAGACUUUGUUUUGAAGAUUGAGCCUCCUCUCGGGUGGAGCUUUGAGCCGACCAGUGUCGACCUCCAUGUGGAUGGAGUGAGUGACAUCUGUACAAAAGAAGAAGACAUCAACUUUGUUUUCACUGGCUUUUCAGUCUCAGGAACGGUUCUGAGUAAAGGCCAUCUCCUGGGUCCGGCUGGAGUAGAAGUCAAACUCACCCCAGCAGGAACAGAGGAGAAACUCCAGAGUGUCGUCACACAGCCUGGAGGAAAGUAUACUUUUUUAAAAGUACUCCCUGGAAAUUAUGACAUCACAGCUGCCCAUCCCUCCUGGACUCUGGAGCAGAGCACCACCUCAGUGCUCGUCUCCAAUGCCAAUGCCCCGGCCGCCGACCAUCUGGUAGUCGGAGGCUACGAUGUCUCGGGGGAGGUCCGCAGUGAUGGAGAGCCCAUGAAAGAGGUCACCUUCCUACUGUACUCUGCCGCAGUCAAGAAAGAGGACGUUGGUGGCUGUAACACAUCCCCAGUGGAUGGGGCAGAUUCUGGGGACAGCUCCCUAGUCUACCUGUGCAGCUCUCUGUCCAGGGAAGAUGGGACCUUCGUCUUCCCCUCACUGGCCAGCGGCGACUACACCGUGGUGCCCUUCUACCGGGGAGAACGGAUUACGUUUGAUGUCGCUCCUUCUAGGAUGAAUUUUAAGGUGGAACACAACAGUUUGAAACUGGAGCCCAUCUUCCGUGUCAUGGGCUUCUCAGUGACAGGCCGAGUUCUCAACAGCGUGGGUGGGGAGGGUGUCUCUGAUGCCACAGUGUCCCUCAACAACCAGAUCAAAGUGCUCAGCAAGGAGGAUGGUUCUUUCCGGUUGGAGAACAUGACUGCUGGUACCUACACCAUCCGUGUCAGCAAGGAGCUCAUGUUCUUUGAGCCAAUCACAGUGAAGAUCGCCCCUAACACACCCCAGCUGCCUGACAUCAUCACAGCAGGGUUCAGUGUGUGUGGCCAGAUCUCCAUCAGCCACUUGCCCGAGGGCAUGAAGCAGCAAGGCCGCUACAAAGUUUCUCUGACACCCCCGGGCCAAGACAAUGCCGCCAGCAGGACCAUCGACUCUGAUCCUCAGGGGGCCUUCUGCUUCCAGGCCAAACCUGGAGACUACAGUGUCCAUGUGUCGCUCCCCGAGGCCGAGGUAAAAGCAGGCCUGGCUCUCCAGCCUCAGGCCCUGGAGGUCUCCCUUGUAGACCAGCCCCUCACAGACCUACUUUUCACCCAAUUUAUGGCUUCUGUCUCUGGAAAAGUCUACUGUUUAGCGUCCUGCGACGACCUGUCGGUAACCCUGCAACCAGUGAGUCGGCAGGGAGAGAGGAGGACGGUGUCGCUGCCUGGCAACAGUGACAUCCUCAGCUUCUCCUUUGACGACGUCUUACCAGGGAAAUACAAAGUGAGUAUUACUCAUGAGGAGUGGUGCUGGAAGCACAAGUCCAUAGAAGUGGAGGUUCUGGACUCCGACGUUGUGGGGGUGGAGUUCAGACAGAUUGGCUACAUCCUGCGCUGCUCCCUCUCCCAUGCCAUUACUUUGGAGUUCUUCCAAGAUGGCAGCAAACCUGAGAACGUCGGCGUGUACAACCUCUCUAAGGGAGUCAAUCGCUUCUGCCUCUCCAAGCCUGGUGUUUACAAAGUCACCCCUCGCUCCUGCCACCAGUUUGAGCAGGACUUCUACACGUACGAUACCUCGGCCCCCACUAUCCUGACCCUCACCGCAGUGCGCCAUCACAUGACUGGGCUCAUCACCACCGACAAGAUCCUAGACGUCACAGUUACUAUCAAAUCAUCUAUUGAGAGUGAGCCGGCGCUGGUGCUGGGUCCCUUGCGGAGCCUAGAGGAGCAGAGGCAGGAGCAGCAGCUGCAAGAGAUUCAACUGCGCCGUCAGGAACGUGAGCGCCGCGCCGCCGAAGAGGACGGGGGUGCCAGGGACGAUAGCCCUCCUAUCCAAGAGAAAGCCGAUGAACUGACAGGCCCCUUCCACUAUGAGUUCUCCUACUGGGCCCGGGCUGGAGAGAAGAUCACAGUGACACCCUCAUCCAAGGAACUACUGUUCUAUCCUCCUGAGGUAGAGGCAACUAUCACUGGAGAGUCGUGUCCAGGUCGGCUGGUGGACAUCGCAGGGCGUGCAGGUCUCUUCCUGGAGGGCAAGGUGUCACCGGAGCUACAGGGUGUGGAGAUCUCCAUCAGUGAAAGAGGAACUGCUGUACCGCUCGUUACCGUGGCCACCAAUGAGAUGGGAGCAUACAGCGUGGGUCCGCUCCACAGCGACCGGCAGUACGACAUCAGUGCCAGUAAAGAAGGUUUCGUCCUGAGUCCAGUGGAGGGAACCCUGGGAGAUUUCAAGGCGUUCGCGCUGGCUGGUGUCACCUUCAAGAUCAAAUCGGAGGAUGGUGUUCCCCUGUCAGGUGUCCUCCUGUCUCUGAGUGGAGGACAGUUUCGCUCCAACCUGGUGACUCAGGACACCGGCCUGCUCACCUUUAAUAACCUGAGUCCUGGUCAGUACUACUUCAAGCCCAUGAUGAAGGAGUUCCGCUUUGAGCCAGCGUCUCAGAUGAUCACAGUGGAGGAGGGUCAAAACCUCAGUAUCGACAUAACUGGCAUUAAGACUGCGUACAGCUGCUACGGAGCGGUGCAGUCUCUGAGUGGGGAUGCAGAGAGGGAUGUGGCCGUGGAGGCGGUGGGACAGGGAGAGUGUAGCCUCUACAGCGAGGACACCGUCACCGAUGAGGAGGGUCGCUUCAGACUCAGGGGUCUGCUGCCGGGUUGCAAAUAUCUAAUUCAGCUGCGAGAGGAAGGCAACGACCACAUAGAGAGGGCCUUACCACAACACAGAGCUAUAGAGGUCGGCAGUAAUGACAUUGAAGGGGUCAACAUCAUCGCAUUCAGGCAAAUCAAUCAGUUUGACCUCAGCGGAAACGUCCACACAUCCCCUGAACAUCUGGCAACUCUAUCGGUGAAGCUUUGCAAGAGUGACAAUCUGGACAACCCAAUCAACAGUGUCUCUCUGGGACAGUCCCUCUUCUUCAACUUCCCUCCUCUGGACAGAGAUGGAGAGAGCUAUGUGCUGAUGCUGUACUCCACGCUGUCCCGCUCCCAGUACGACUUCACUCUACCUCAGGUCACCUUCACCUCCAAUGGCUACCACAAGCACGUCACACUCACCUUCAACCCCACUCGUAAAGUGCCUGACCAGGAUGUUGCCCAGGGCUCCUACAUAGCUCUGCCCCUCACUCUGCUGCUCCUGUUAGCAGCGUACAACCACGAGAAGGUAAUCCCCCUCCUGUUGCAGGUGGUGAACCGCAUCCAGGGAGUGAGGAGCAUGGCCCAGGCCAGCGGGGAGAGCGCCGCUCUGGACGAAGCCAAACGUCAGGCCAAGAGACAGAAGGCCAGGCGCACAUGAGGACACAACCACGGCUCACCUCCGACCACAUCUUUGUUCACUAAAAUGCACACUUGCACCCAUGGUUACAGCCUCGGACAGCUCGUAGAGGAGAUGCUGGUUCACUAGAUAAACGUCUUUUAAUGUUUGGAGUGGCGAAUUGUGGGUGCUAGUGAACUAUUUAGGGCACUAAGAUGUGAUAUGGCCCCGAGUGAAGCCCAGCACGGACCACUCUACGCGCACUACCACCAACCUCAUCAGCCGUUCAGAUGCACUGGACUUAUAGCUGACGAUUUUUUUUUUUUUUUUUUUUUUCCCAGAACACUCAUUGUCUAAGAAAAUUGUUAAUAUUUGUGAUAGAGUUUGAGCCAUUUUUAUACCUUUUGUAAUUUAUCUAGGUCAACAAAAAAUCUUUUGCUUGUGUUUUGAAAGGACUUGAAUGCUUUUGAUUUGAGUCCCAACAUAGUUUAGGACUAUCAGGCACUGUGGAAGAUCAUGAGUCUCUCACCUACCAGCAUUUGGGUCAAUUCAGAGAAUACACAAAGGGGAUUUUCAUCAGAAUGUGGCUUUGAUAAGAUCUAAUCAUGACUACCAGUAUUAACUUAAGGUUAUUUAAAAUGUAUAGUUUAAAUUGAUUUCUAUGGGAUCAAAUAAGGGUCGAUAAGAUUUAGAGCUUGACCAAUGAUUGUCAGAAAUCAUUUCAAAACUUGUGGUAUAUCACGCUUGUAAGGGGAACUCCGCAUGAGUUGUUUGUGAAUGUGUAGAGAAGAUUUGUGGUUAACAUUUGAGAAGAACACAUUUUUCACCAGUGAGGGUGAUAAACAAUCACAAGCUUUGUAUUUAUUUUUAAAUGUCAUUUCCAGAAUCUCCAAAUCUUUUUGACGCUUAUUUGACCCCAUAGCUUUGAUAUUAAACAGAAUCAGCCCCAAGCUGAAUUGACUUCACAAAUGCCAUCACAAAGGUGGGAUUGUGUAACUGCUAACUAUGAUUGAAAGACAGCCAAAGAUGAUCUUAUAAAUGCUUU
Messenger RNA from Perca fluviatilis (European perch), 6940 nucleotides. It is a transcript of the gene nomo, whose product is annotated as nodal modulator. Lineage: Eukaryota; Metazoa; Chordata; Actinopteri; Perciformes; Percidae. Gene Ontology annotation, cellular component: endoplasmic reticulum membrane. Bases 124 to 5937 code for a protein of 1937 amino acids. The transcript has 46 exons. The record is from RefSeq and is a predicted model, not a curated record. Gene Ontology annotation, molecular function: carbohydrate binding.